CAAUUUUUUAAACAACAGAGCUUUAUUAAGUUUCCUCUGCUUGUAAAUUUUUGUUAAAAAUUAUUUGGUUUCAAAAUCUUUAAUUUUUACUGCCUGAAAUCAUAGGAAACUAUAAAUAGCAUUAAUUCAGUAACCGUGUACUCGGGGACUUCACUUGUGAUACGACGAUUGUGGUCGUGUUCACCUUUCGUCCUUUCGAAAGAGUUUGUACUAAAUAACUUAAAAAAUGGCUUUUAUGUCCCUUCGUUUAACUAGUGUUGUCGCUAAACAACUUUCACAAAAACUACCAAAGGUUUCGCAUAGAAUAUCUCCAUGUCUUGCAAGAUAUUUGAGCACAAGCAAAGCUGCUGCUGCAGCAAGUCAAGGUGCAGCAGAAGUGUCUAGCAUCUUAGAUGAACGAAUCCUAGGCUACACACCCCUUGCCGAAUUAGAAGAAACUGGCCGAGUACUCUCAAUUGGAGAUGGUAUUGCUCGUGUUUAUGGCCUUACAAACAUUCAAGCUGAGGAGAUGGUUGAAUUUUCCAGUGGCCUUAAGGGUAUGGCCUUGAAUCUUGAACCUGAUAAUGUUGGUAUUGUAGUAUUUGGUAAUGACAGGCUAAUCAAAGAGGGUGACAUUGUCAAACGUACCGGAGCUAUUGUAGAUGUUCCUGUUGGUCCUGAAAUUUUGGGUAGAGUUGUAGAUGCUUUAGGAAACCCUAUUGAUGGAAAGGGCCCUAUCCCCUGCAAACAACGAGCUCGAGUUGGUGUAAAAGCUCCUGGUAUUAUUCCUCGUAUAUCUGUACGAGAGCCUAUGUUAACUGGAAUUAAGGCUGUAGACAGCUUAGUACCCAUUGGAAGAGGGCAGAGAGAAUUGAUUAUUGGUGACAGACAAACAGGUAAAACUGCCAUCGCAAUCGACACAAUCAUCAAUCAAAAACGAUUCAAUGAAGGUUCUGAUAACAAGAAAAAGUUGUUCUGCAUCUACGUUGCUAUUGGUCAGAAGAGAAGUACUGUUGCCCAGAUUGUAAAAAGAUUAACAGACUCAGAUGCCAUCAAAUACACUAUCAUUGUGGCUGCAACUGCAUCUGAAGCUGCCCCUCUACAGUACCUGGCUCCAUAUUCUGGAUGUGCCAUGGGUGAAUAUUUCAGGGAUAAUGGAAUGCACGGUCUCAUCAUUUAUGAUGAUUUAUCAAAACAGGCUGUUGCUUACCGUCAAAUGUCCCUGUUGCUGAGGAGGCCCCCUGGGCGUGAAGCUUACCCUGGUGAUGUGUUCUAUCUUCACUCUCGUCUUCUAGAAAGAGCAGCAAAAAUGAAUGACACUUUCGGGGGCGGAUCCCUCACAGCUCUCCCUGUUAUUGAAACUCAAGCUGGUGAUGUAUCAGCCUACAUUCCCACUAAUGUCAUCUCUAUCACCGAUGGACAAAUUUUCUUGGAGACUGAGCUCUUCUACAAGGGCAUCCGACCAGCCAUUAAUGUCGGUCUCUCUGUCAGCAGAGUCGGAUCUGCUGCCCAAACAAAAGCCAUGAAGCAGGUUGCAGGCUCUAUGAAAUUAGAGUUGGCUCAAUAUCGUGAAGUAGCUGCUUUUGCCCAGUUUGGUUCAGAUUUAGAUGCAUCUACACAACAGCUUUUGAGCAGAGGUGUAAGACUUACUGAGUUGUUAAAACAAGGACAGUAUGUACCAAUGCCCAUUGAGGACCAAGUUGCCGUUAUCUACACUGGUGUCCGAGGCUACCUAGAUAAACUUGACCCAUCUCGAAUUGGUCAAUUUGAGAAAGAUUUCUUGCAACACGUCAAGAGCAGUCACCAAGAUCUUCUUGACACCAUUGCAAAGGAAGGAAAAAUCAGUGAUGAAACAGAUAAGAAAAUGAAGAAAUUAGUAUCUGAAUUUGUUGCUAACUUUCAAGCUUAGGACCCAAAUUCUUUAAAUUAACUUUUGUUUCUUCUAAAACUUCAUUUUAGAGUAUUAAAAAAAAUAUUUAGAUGUACAUGAUGCAAUUUCUGAAAUUCGUUCACAUGUCAUUUUCACAUGAGAUUGGCCAGGAAAAGUUGUAGAUGAACUUGUUUUUCAAAUGCCUGCCCUGGAAAUAUAUUUCAAUACUUUGAUUUUUUUUUUACAAUAAAAAUCUGAAAUACCU
Molecule: messenger RNA, 2114 nt
Organism: Parasteatoda tepidariorum (common house spider)
Lineage: Eukaryota; Metazoa; Arthropoda; Arachnida; Araneae; Theridiidae
Gene: blw
Product: ATP synthase subunit alpha blw, mitochondrial
Biological process (GO): proton transmembrane transport; proton motive force-driven ATP synthesis
Molecular function (GO): proton-transporting ATP synthase activity, rotational mechanism; ADP binding; ATP binding
Source: RefSeq, a predicted model, not a curated record